This is a messenger RNA of Vigna umbellata (rice bean), 2541 nucleotides long. Lineage: Eukaryota; Viridiplantae; Streptophyta; Magnoliopsida; Fabales; Fabaceae. The record is from RefSeq and is a predicted model, not a curated record.
AUGGUGGAUCUAGAUCUAAGGACUAAUACUGAUGAUCGGAUGGAACCAAUGGGAGAAACAAGGCCCUUCAACCUGGGGCCUAAGGAGGAACAGGUUACUACCAUUGGAAGUGAGUUGGAGGAGGACCAAGCUAGGUCAACCGGUGCAAAGUUAAAGAAAAAUAAGGAUCUGUUUGCCUGGAUUGCCGCCGAUAUGCCCAGGAUACACCCAAAAAUUAUGCCACAUAAGUUGGCACACUGCGAGAGGGCAGUGGAGAAUGUGUACGGACUUUAUGGAUCUCAACAAAGCUUGGCCCAAGGAUUCCUACUUGCUACAAAGUAUCGAUGCGUUGGUGGAUGGGGCUUCGGGGUUCCAAGUGUUAAGAUUCCUGGAUGCAAUGCGGGAGCUACCUACCAACGUUUGAUGGAUAGGGUCUUUUCCAGUCAGAUAGGUAGAUGCAUGGAGGUCUACGUGGAUGACAUGGUGGUAAGAAGUCGUUCAGUAGAAGAGCAUGUGAAGGACCUAGCGGAGGUUUUUUAUCAAGUGCGAAAGUACAAUAUGCGCCUUAAUCCGGCCAAGUGCACUUUCUGGGUACCGACGGGAAAAUUUCUAGGCUUCGUGCUAACAACCAGAGGAAUAGAGGCGAACCCCGACAAGUGCAGGACGAUUCUUGAGAUGAGAAGCCCCCAGAAGCUGAAGGAGGUUCAGAGGUUGGUAGGAAGGUUAACUUCACUAUCGCGCUUUAUUCCAAAGCUGGCCGAGCGGAUAAAACUGAUCGUGAGAAUCAUGAAGAAGAGCGCGGGUACUGAUUGGGAUGACCAGUGUGAGCAAGCCUUCAACAAGGUUAAGAGCAUACUCGUCACCCCACCAGUCAUGGGACGGCCUAAGUCAGGGCAUGCGUUGCAGUUGUUCCUGGCAAUUUCGGAGGACACUGUCAGGUCGGCUUUGGUGCAGGAACAACCCGAGUUUAGACUUGUGUACUUUGUUAGCAGAACGUUGCAACCCACGGAAACAAGGUACAAACGAGUCGAGAAGAUCGCUUUGGCUCUACUGAUGGCACCACGGCGCCUGAGACCGUAUUUUCAAAGUCACCAGGUCAUAAUGAGUACGGAUCACCCGAUCGCAAAAAUCCUACGAAAGCCAGAUCUGGUAGGGAGAAUAGUAGGAUGGUCGGUGGAAUUAUCUGAAUUCGGGUUACAGUUUGAGCCACGAGGAUCAGUCCGAGGACAACACUUGGCCGAUUUUGCGGUCGAAUUACCUUGGGAAGCAAAAUGCCCCUGGGCAUGGACCUUGUAUGUGGAUGGAUCAUCCGAGCGGUCCGGGGGAGUAGCAGGAAUUGUUUUGGAGGGACCAGAUGAUUUUGUUGUUGAGCAGACGAUCGUCUUUCGGUUAAAGAUAAGUAAUAAUCAGGCUGAGUAUGAAGCAGUGAUAGCCGGCCUCGAAUUGGCUAAGGAUUUAGGGGCGGUUUCGGUCAAAUGUCGGACUGAUUCCCAAUUGGUGGUGGGACAGCUGAAUGAAAGUUUCCAAACCAAGGAUGAUCAGCUGCUUCGCUAUUAUCAUAAGGUAAAGGAGUUGGUGAAACAAUUCUGGACGGUGGAAUUCAAGCACAUGCCGAGAGAGCAGAAUGUAAGGGCGGAUGUCUUAUCCAAACUCACCAAUUGUAAGGGGAAGGAUCACUUGUCGUCGGUCAUAAGAAAUUAUUCAGAAGUAGGAGAGUGGCUUGUGCAUCCGGGCGGUCGAGGCCAAGAAAGCCGCUCGGUUCUUACUGAUAGAGGGGAUCUUUACAAAAGAGGGUUCUCUUUACCAUUGUUAAAAUGUGUGGCCGCGGAGGAGGCCGAAUAUGUUAUGAAGGAGUUACACGAGGGGGCGUGUGGGAUGCACACUUGGCAGCAAGCGCUUCGAGCGAAGGUGAUAAGAGCAGGCUAUUUCUGGCCGACGGUGGAGAAGGACUACAAAGAAUUCGUGCAGAAAUGUUUGAAGUGUCGGGAGCAUGGCAGGAAUCUCAAACUGCCACCGGUAGAAUUGCACAGUCUGAUGUCUCCUUGGUCGUUCGCGCAAUGGGGAAUAGACAUUGUUGGACCCUUUCCAAUGGGCCGAGCUCAGAAGAAAUUCCUGUUAGUAGCAAUUGAUUAUUUUACUAAGUGGGUGGAAGUAGAGCCGCUCGCAAUAAUCACGGCGAUGAGGGUUCAAAAGUUAGCGUGGACACUCAUAUGCAGGUUUGGAAUUCCCAAAACCAUAGUUACAGACAAUGGGCGGCAAUUCGUUGAUAAAGGCUUGGGGGACUUCUACAAAAAGCUAGGAGUUAAGCAUGUAAUGAGCUCGGUCGAGCAUCCACAGACGAAUGGACAGGUGGAAGCGGCCAAUAAAGUCAUUGUAGCGGAACUAAAGAAAAGGUAUGGAGAUGCUAAGGGAGCCUGGGUGGAUGAGCUUCAAGAAGUCCUUUGGGGGUACCGUUGCACACCGCACGGUACAACUGGAGAAACCCCUUUCAACCUCACAUAUGGAAUGGACGCUAUGUUACCAGUCGAGGUAGGGGAACCUACUAUCAGAAGGGGGAUUUAG